This is a messenger RNA of Leptopilina heterotoma, 5922 nucleotides long. It is a transcript of the gene Ino80, whose product is annotated as chromatin-remodeling ATPase INO80. Gene Ontology annotation, biological process: DNA repair. Gene Ontology annotation, molecular function: ATP binding; ATP hydrolysis activity; histone binding. NCBI's taxonomy places the organism in Eukaryota, Metazoa, Arthropoda, Insecta, Hymenoptera, Figitidae. The coding region runs from base 234 to 5123 and encodes 1629 amino acids. The transcript has 27 exons. Gene Ontology annotation, cellular component: Ino80 complex. The record is from RefSeq and is a predicted model, not a curated record.
AUCUCAUGAAAACAAAAAUGGUGGCCAACAAUAUUCCCUAUCCCUGCUCUUUAGCACGCCAAAUGUCUGCGAUCUCUUGCUUUCUGUAUAUUAUGAUUUUUUCAUCGUGUAGUAUAUUCAUUUUCAAUGUGAAAAAGAAGAUUUCAUUUAAUGCUGACGCGCCCAUUAUAUCAACGAAAUAAAUUGCGGGCUACUUCUAACCAAACAAACAAGGAUAAUAGAAAGUUUCGAUUAUGACUGAUCGGAACCGAAUGAUGGGGUUGGAUGCCGAGAUGGCAGCUCCAUUGCAUUUGCAACGAUUAGAGCGGAGUGUUAAUGUUCAGCCUUUUUUAUCACAAAUAAAUGAUCUCUUUCGAGAUCGUGUCAGUAAUGAAGACAACGAAUCGUCAGAAUCUUCUGAUGAAUCUGAAACAUAUCUCGAGGAUAUCUUGACACAGAAAGAGGAGGAAAGGAUAAAUAAGCUUCGAUUGUAUAAUAUGAGUAAUGUGGGAGACGAGCGUAGAUGGUUACAGGAUGUUCUUCUCAGUGAAACAUCCGAUAGUUCUGAAUCGGAAUCGGAUACAGAUGGACCAAUAACGGAAGAUGAUUUCCAGGAUAUGUUAAAAUUUCACAUUCUUAGGAAAAAGUAUCAAGCUCGAUUUUAUCAGAAACAGGAGAACAUUCAGUAUCAGUAUUAUGGUGCUGGAUUGUUAUCAAGUUACGAUAGAUUUCCGGAGCAUCAGAAGCUCAUUGUUGGAAAUAAAAAGAAGAAGGAAAGAAGACCGGAUGCAAAGGUUGUAAAAAUUAAAAAGGAAAAGGGAGGACGACAAAAGGUUCCUGACGAUAAGUACAAUUAUCCCGAGGACGAAUGGGAACGAAGUGGAUUGAAAGAUGAGGAAUUAGAUGAAACUGAUUUGGAGUCUGCAAUGAAGUUUCAGGCACGUGGUCGAGCUAGAAAAAAGCAUAAUAAUAAAAGUCCCGAAGUUAUGGCAAUGAGGAGGAAAAAGAUUUGGAUAAUGAUGUCGAAGAAGGAACUUGGAAAAGUACAAAGAGCGAAAAUUAAUAAUCAUAAGGAGAUGUUAAUUAGUUGUAAAAAAGUAGCUCAACACUGUAUGAAAUAUUGGCGGCAAAAGGCAAUGCAGUCUCAGAAGAAUAUGAAGGAGACAAUCUGGAGGGCGAAGAGAUUAACAAGAGAAAUGCAAUCCUAUUGGAAACGAUACGAUCGUGUGGAACGAGAAACGAGAAGGAGAUUGGAAAAGGAGGCGGAAGAACAACGAAAAAUGGAUGUGGAAAUGAUAGAGGCGAAACGACAACAAAGGAAAUUAAACUUUCUCAUUACACAAACUGAACUCUACGCUCACUUCAUGUCACGAAAAGUUGGUAAAGUUUCCACCGAAGAACAAAUGAGAAUCUUAAAUCAACUUGACGAGGAAAAGAAUCCUAGAUUAAUUGGAAUCGACGACUACAAUAGCGACAGUAUGAAGCAAAAGGCGAAGAGAAAUGCAACGGAAGCUUUUGAUAGUGAAAGAGCGAGGACUAGGCAAUUUGAUACGGCUAAAGCUAAUCAAGAAUUACGAUUGAGCGACACUCCUGAGACGCAGGAACACCCGCAGCCAUCGAUUUUCAAAGGAAAUCUUAAGGGUUAUCAAUUAAAGGGCAUGAAUUGGUUGGCUAAUCUUUACGAUCAGGGAAUCAGUGGAAUUUUAGCUGAUGAAAUGGGCUUGGGAAAGACAGUGCAAUCGAUAGCAUUCUUGUGUCAUGUAGCUGAAAAAUACUCUGUUUGGGGACCGUUUUUAAUAAUUUCACCAGCGUCAACGUUGCAUAAUUGGCAGCAAGAAAUGGCGAGAUUUGUCCCUGGAUUUAAAGUUGUCCCAUAUUGGGGAAAUCCGCAGGAAAGAAAAAUUCUUCGACAAUUCUGGGAUACCAAAGAUUUACACACAAAAGAAGCCUCUUUUCACGUUGUAAUAACAAGUUAUCAACUUGUCAUCACUGAUUACAAGUAUUUCAACAGAAUUAAAUGGCAGUACAUGAUUCUUGAUGAAGCUCAAGCCAUUAAGAGUACAAGCAGUAUGAGAUGGAAACUGUUGCUGGGCUUCAGUUGUCGGAAUCGACUUCUUCUGAGUGGAACACCUAUUCAAAAUAGUAUGGCAGAACUUUGGGCUUUGCUUCACUUUAUCAUGCCAACAUUAUUCGAUUCUCAUGAUGAAUUCAACGAGUGGUUCUCUAAAGAUAUUGAAAGUCACGCUGAGAAUAAAACAGGAAUCGAUGAAAAGCACUUGUCACGAUUACACAUGAUCCUGAAGCCCUUCAUGUUGAGAAGGAUAAAGAAAGACGUGGAAAAUGAGCUUUCUGAUAAGAUUGAAGUCAUGGUCUAUUGUCCUUUGACUACACGGCAAAAACUUCUUUACUCAGCUCUAAAGAAAAAGAUAAGAAUAGAGGACCUAUUACAUUAUACGGUUGGUGGAGGAGAUUCGAUGCCGACCGAUAAGAAUUUCACAUCCAAUUUGAUGAAUUUAGUUAUGCAAUUUCGAAAGGUUUGCAAUCAUCCGGAACUUUUUGAAAGACGAGAUGCACGAUCACCAUUGUUUAUGAAAACGGAACCUUACGAAAUGCCAACUCUUUUGUAUAUAGAGGGAAUAUUGAAUGAAUCGUUGCCAUCUAGAAAUCACUUGCUGUACAAUAAAUUAUUUAUUUUCGCAACGGAAUACAUUCACAGAUCCCUAUUUUGCGAGGGGAAUGAGAAUUCCUGUUUUUCAUUCUCUCGACUAAUUAACCUCUCUCCAAUGGAGUUGAAUAAAUUUUUCGUCAUUGGCAUUCUCUUCAGGCUCUGUAGGGCGACACUUUUGGAGCAACAAAUGAAACUAAAGAGGCAUUGGGAGGAUUGGCGAGUGGAGGAAAGUGGUCCGGAGCCUCAUAACAUCUUCGGGAUUUUGAAAAGAAAAAUUGAGGCAACAACCCCAGUAACGGAAGAUUUAAUCUUUACGAGAAAAAUUGUCGCAGGGGAAGCUUUCUACACUAACACUACACAUUCAAUUCACUCAAUGCCCGAAACUGUUUCGCAUCGAAUUUUGAGAAGCAGUAAAGCAUCCAAGGACCUAUUAAAGUUGCAGAGAGCAAUUGUCGCUGUGAAAAUGGAACAAGGAGAAGAAUCAAAGUUGACUUUAUUGCCGGAACAUCCUCACACUCCUCGAGUUCCUGUUCUACGAUAUUGUCAGCAAACUUAUCUUCCACCUUUUCUUUCCGAUACAAAUCCAAAAGUUCACACUAGUCCUAGAAAACUUUAUGUGAGUAAUAGUGCAGCUUCUUGUGCGUGGAGAAGACACGAUGAAUGUGGUGGACUCGUUGGACAACGAAUAUUGUGGAUGGGAUGUGAAAAAGCCUUCAAUUUGUCACUAUUUGAGGAGAAACUUGGACCAAGAAUGAUAUCAACGUCGUCGACGUUUUCUUAUCAACAAAUUGGAGGUCUUGCCGUUUGCACUCCAAUUAAUGGAUGGUCCAAUAUCAUUGUUCCAGAUAAACAGACAUUGGUAACUGACGCUGGUAAACUUUCUGUACUUGAUAGUCUUUUGAAAAGACUCAAAGAACAAGGUCAUCGAGUUCUUAUUUAUUCACAAAUGACAAAAAUGAUUGAUCUAUUAGAGGAGUACAUGUAUCACAGAAAACACACAUUCAUGCGAUUGGAUGGCUCUUCAAAAAUAUCUGAUCGUCGAGAUAUGGUGGCAGAUUUUCAAAAGAGAGCGGACAUAUUUGUCUUUCUACUGAGUACAAGAGCUGGAGGCCUGGGAAUUAACCUGACGGCCGCAGACACGGUGAUUUUCUACGACAGCGAUUGGAAUCCAACAGUAGAUCAACAGGCAAUGGAUCGAGCUCAUAGAUUAGGUCAAACCAAACAGGUCACUGUUUAUCGAUUAAUCUGCAAAGGCACCAUAGAGGAAAGAAUUCUCCAGAGGGCUCGAGAAAAGAGUGAGAUUCAACGAAUGGUAAUUAGCGGCGGUAAUUUCAAGCCAGACACCUUGAAGCCAAAAGAAGUUGUUUCUCUUCUACUCGACGAUGAAGAAAUUGAAGCUAAAUACAGUCAACGGAGCGAGGAGAGAAAGCAGAACGCGGAGGAGACUCGCCUUGAGUUAAGUCUACACCAUAAGGAGAGGGACCGGAAGAGGAAGCAAACCGCGCUUCCGGUCAAGAAUGAAGCAAAAAAGCCAUGUUUAGAGGAAAAUGAUCUCUUCAACACAACUGAAUUAACGCAACCAACACAAAAAUUGGGAUUAAUUGCCAAUAAAACGCAACGUUGUCCAUCGCAGAAUAAUCAUCAAAAUCUUCAAACACCAGACUUUACGAAUGACAUUGGAAAUAUUGGGAGUCCCGAAAAAUCAGAGGAUGAAACGAGUAAUGAAGGCCUGGUGGUCGAUGUGGAUGGUCCAGUGUCGGCGACCGACUUUAGAAAUUCUCAUUUACCUUCUUCGCAAUUUGGAGAUGUACCAAAAGUCGCUCGACUGGGUCAUCAUUUCACCUUUAGCUCGGGCUCGGGAAUAAGGAUGCGGCCAAAUGUUCGCGGUACAAGUAAACGAGGUAGACCACGAGGAUCCCGUAGAGGUGGCCCCAUAGGUGGCAAAGGCAGAGGGAUGCUGUUGCUCCAUCCACCAUCUAUUAAGAAUUCCACUUCUACUGGUCACCUGUCGCCUUCAUCCUCUCCCUCGCACUCUACCACAAUCUCCAACGACUUGAACCCGCAGUAUGGUGCGGGGAGAAAUUCCGGACAAGCGGAAAGUGAAAUGGGUCAGAGUGCAGCAGUUGGUACGUUGGGAGGAUUGAGCUCAUCGUUGGGACCAAUGCCACCGGGGCGAACUGGAGGUACAAUUAGACGUGGACCGGGUCGACCGCGUUUACGACCAAAUGGACCUGGACAUCAAGGACAUCGUGGUCCGAGUCAUUCGCAUACGAAAAAAAUUCAAAAACCACUACCGGUUCCAAUAAGAUCUCAUCAUCUCGCGAGUAUUCAACCGAAACCGUCCAUUUCAUCGUCACUGCCAUCGCCAGUCGCAUCAUCCUCAUCAUCGACGUCGUCGUCAAUUUCUUCUUCGCAAAAUGCCGAAUCUCGUCCCUUUGGAUUCUACACACAACAAACACCACCCAGAGGAUCGUAGAAUUUAUUCUAAAUAAUUUUCCCCACUCCGAAAAAUUUUUCAAGGAAAAAAUACAAAAAAAAAAAAAAAAUGGGGUUUUUUUAAUCAAUUUUACAGAAAUUGAUGAUCGAAUGACAUGCAAAUAUUUUGCUGCUGGAAAAUGAUCAAAAGAGAUCGGAUGUAAAAUAUUAUGUACUAUAGUAACUUCAAAUGUAAUUUGAUCUGUUAGGAAAUUUACUUUUUUUUUUCAUCUCUUCGCCGUGCGACCGACAAAAUGCUCCGUUUGUGAUUUUUCCUGAAUGAGAUAAUCGAUUAUACGAAUGGAGCGAGUUGAACUGGUUCACAUAACGAGAAAUUGUAGACGUUGAGAAAUAUUAUUUUCCCUCGUCUCUCGAAUAUUCUUUCGAUCAAUGUAAAGUAAAAAAAAAAUAGAUAGAAAGAAGGAAAGAAUUUUUUUUUUUUCGAAAACUAUAUAUGCACGUUGUAAAUGAUUGCGCUAAAUUAAUUCCAAUAUUAACAAGAGAGGAUAUUUAUUGGCGACAAAACCAUUAUUAUCUAGACCUCGCACUUUUUCGGGUUUUAUUUACAAUUAGUAUAAUUGAAAUUAAUCUCCUAUUCAAAUUGUUCUCGAAAUAGUAAUACAUAAUUAUAAUAAUCAUAAUUAAGUGUCCGAUUUGUAUAGGAAAAAAUGAAAUUUUAUUUAAGAUUCAUACUUCUCCGCUGAAGCUUUAUUUAAACUACAAAGAAAAAAAAAGAGUUUCAAAAUAAUUGUAUAAUUUAUUUCUAUAUAUUUUCUGUAAAUAAAUCGUUGUGAAGUCAA